UAAUUAUGAUUAUGAUAUUAUUUACUAGAGAUUUAAACAAAUAUUCAUUUUUGAAUACCGACAGGCGACAACGAACUCAAAGUAUUUAAAAUGAGUGGAAAAGAUGCAACUUCAGCUCCCGAGAAAAAGAAAAAGGAGAGUAUUUUAGAUUUAACAAGGUACUUAGAAAAAGCCAUUAGGGUUAAAUUUUCAGGAGGUCGAGAAGUGUCGGGUAUUUUGAAAGGAUUUGAUCCAUUAGUAAAUCUCGUAUUGGAUAAUACUCUAGAGUAUUUACGAGAUCCUGAUGAACCUAUGAAACUAACAGAAGAUACGAGAACAUUAGGUUUAGUUGUUUGUCGAGGCACAUCAAUCGUACUAAUUUGUCCUGUUGAUGGUAUGGAAGCAAUCGCCAAUCCUUUUGUACAACAAGACUAGAUGUUUAAACUAUAUUUAAUGAUUAACUAAUAAUAAUUAUGUAGCUAGGUUUUUAUGAGCAUUUAUCAAAUGUUCAUAGAAGCUUAGCCGUUAAGGUUAAGCCUUUUUGUUUGAUCAAUUUCCAUUUUGUUUUUCUAAAUUUACUUUUUUAUAUUACAAAUUAAAAAUCUCAAAGAAAGUUAUGUAACAUACUUAAAAUAUUAUACCUAUUUCUGUAAAUUAAAUAUAAAUCUACCUUUAAAAACAAUGUUUUUAUCAUUCAUUAAUUUUAAAAUCAAAACAUGUAUGAAUAUAUUAAUAUCAUUAUAUUAUGAAUAUCUGUUUAUUUAAAAACUCGACUUCUCAUUGAUUAAUUAAUAAUUAUAAUAUUUAUUGUACAUACAAUGGAUCAUGAUUAUGUAUAGAAAAAUAAACAGUUUUGUAUAAUAUCAAGUAA
Messenger RNA from Metopolophium dirhodum (rose-grain aphid), 850 nucleotides. It is a transcript of the gene LSm7, whose product is annotated as U6 snRNA-associated Sm-like protein LSm7. NCBI's taxonomy places the organism in Eukaryota, Metazoa, Arthropoda, Insecta, Hemiptera, Aphididae. The transcript is spliced from 2 exons. Gene Ontology annotation, molecular function: RNA binding. The record is from RefSeq and is a predicted model, not a curated record. Gene Ontology annotation, biological process: nuclear-transcribed mRNA catabolic process; mRNA splicing, via spliceosome. Gene Ontology annotation, cellular component: spliceosomal tri-snRNP complex; Lsm1-7-Pat1 complex; U2-type prespliceosome. Bases 91 to 414 code for a protein of 107 amino acids.